AUGCUUCAACUCGUUCCGUCGCAAGCAAGAAACUACAAAAGCCAUGAGCUUCGAUCAUUGAGCAGUAACAGAAUCCCGGGAAGGGGUUGGCAAGCUGUCGACACAACCAUGCUCGCCAUUGACGGAAGCUCAGCUUUCCUACUCAAACAAUCAGAGAAUGCCCCAGUUAUUCGACUUAUACAACCCAAAAUCGACCCUGAGUUGAUCAAAAGCUGGCUCAACUACUGCCAAGACAAUCAUUCUAGUUCAUGUGGUAUAGGAGAUGGACCACUUUCGUCCAAGUUCAUCACAUCCCCACUCUCUGCAAUCACCUCGUUUAGAGUAAUCGAUUGUGCGACGCGACAAAUUGUUCAUGGCUCUGGAGUCCAAUACGUGGCUCUAAGUUAUGUAUGGGGAGCGGGUGAAAGAGGUCCAGAUUUUUCUCGAGUGUUGCCGCCUCAGCUGCCUGAAACUAUUGAAGACGCUAUUGUCAUUACUCAAUCCUUGGGUAUGCGAUUUCUCUGGAUAGACCGGUUUUGUAUCAAUCAGUCUCAGCCAACUGAAGUGCAGGAACAGGUGGGGCACAUGGACUUGAUCUACAGCUGUGCUUAUCUCACAAUUAUUGCCGCUGCAGGAGCAACCCCCAAUCACGGCCUCCCAGGUGUUGGAAAAAGAUGCAGACAACCCCAACCGCACGGAAUAGUCCGAGGACACAUGCUAGUAUCGUCUCUCCCAGAUCCAAGAGGCGAAAUACGACAUUCGAAAUGGUUUCAACGAGGCUGGACUUAUCAAGAAGGCAUUCUUUCUCCCAGACGACUUAUCUUCACCGACAGUCAGGUCUAUUUCGAGUGCUCUGGCAUGUACUGUUGUGAAGCUCUCAACCUCCCCUUACGAAGCCUCCAUAAUCAGAAGGGCCACCGUUUUAAAGCACAAUUUUGUGACAAAAUCAACAUUGGGAUGUUCACGAGAGGAAUCGGCACGUCAGGAUGGGAGAUAGUCCAAAGAAUCGAAGAAUAUACUGAAAGGCAGUUGACCAAUCCCACUGACAUCUUGAAGGGGUUUCUUGGCGUCUUACACGCCUUUGCAAGGAGCCGGAAACGAGUGUUACAUUGUGCUGGUGUGCCGAUGAUUUCGGCAUCUUCACAACGAAGGCCUGGUCGGGAAUCAAAGCCACAUCUCCACGGACUGUCUCCACUCACUGGAUUUUAUGGGGGAUUAUGUUGGGGGGUUGAUGCACCAGCAGAGCGGCGUGAGGGGUUUCCAUCCUGGUUGUGGACAGGUUGGCGAAGCAAGAUAAGGUGGGAAAUGAAAGACUGGGAAUGGGACCUGCUGGACCUGAACAAGGAUCUUCAAAUCUCGAUUCAGCUUGAAGAUGGUAGCGUUGUUAACAUGGAGAAAUUCUGUCACGCCUAUGAUGACAUGAGCAUGAAGAUUUCCGACACUUUGCAUAUCGCCACCUGGACCUUUCCGGUGCGAAUCUGUAGAAGUCAGACAAUUUCCUCCACCUUGGAGUAUAAGGCAAUAGUACAACUCGAAGACAAAGGACCAUCCGUAUGGACAUUCGCACCAACUUGCACUACACCUAUUCUUCCGGGUACCAAGUGCACUGGGAUACAUUUGUUUCACACCACUGAAGGAAGGGACCUUUCAAGACUGUAUGUUCUGGUGAUUCGGGAAGUGGAGGUUGGAGUAUAUGAGCGAGUGGGUUUUGGUCAAAUGGAUAGUGAUAUGAGGACGGUUUCUGAGUAUACGGGAUUGAGGCUUGGAAAUCUGGAUGACGAUGAAUUGCAAACACUUAUAACAGUAUGGCGACCACUUCCUGUACCAAAGAAAGUAUGGAAGGAGUUUAAGCUUCGUUAG
Bipolaris victoriae FI3 is the source of this 1839-nucleotide messenger RNA. RefSeq lists its product as hypothetical. The record is from RefSeq and is a predicted model, not a curated record. NCBI's taxonomy places the organism in Eukaryota, Fungi, Ascomycota, Dothideomycetes, Pleosporales, Pleosporaceae. The transcript has a single exon. The coding region runs from base 1 to 1839 and encodes 612 amino acids.